ACAGAAGGGAUAGAGCAAAUUUGAUGGGGAACAUUCGCUCAACAGUCCAAGUGGUUAUCUCGAGUGACUUUGAUUUGAAUUCAAAAGAAACCAAGAUUGAUGCAGGCCAAGAACCGAUCGUGGGUUUGACAUUUGAAAAUAACACGAAAGGAACGGAUGAAGCCGCUCAGAUUUUCCUUUCAACCGAAUCUUUAUCUUUUUUCUUCGAUGGUUUGCAACUGUUCUCAAUCGUGUUCAACUCUAAUGAGCAGUCCCGCUGCCACAGCCGGCCAUCGCGCUCCGCUGACACUCACACCAUGUUCAGCGAGCCCUGCCACAAUGAGAUUCCUGCAAUGCCUCCCGCUGCGAGUUCCAGCAACCAUCGGACGAACUCGCGAGGUUUCCCGACAUCUCCUGCGAUCUUUUGCGACGUUGCUCCCUCCUGGUGCUCCUGUAGCGAGACAUCACCCAAGCUGAUCCUGAAGAGCCCCUGCCUUCACGCCCUGCAGGUCCAGCGAGGAGCAUGGCGUCCUUACCAGCCUUUGUGUGCGGCCACGUCUUGUGCCUGCACCGCGCCUCGACAGCCACUCCUGCGAGUAACUGGUGAUUCUGACGCCCAUUGGUGUGCUUUUUCAUCCCAUCACUACAUCAGUCCAGCGAGCUCCAAGUGUUACCAGCGAGCCCAGCAGCAGCACCUCCAAGGAGCUUCAGGCGUGAACGAAAAUCGCCUAACUGUCACGCCACAACUUGAUUUUUCCUUGCAGGUUUCUCCAGUGUUCCAGUUCAUUAUGCCCGGGAAGCCUUGCUGUUGUUUCACUGUCGCGGCUGCACCCUCUCGCUGUGUUUGCAAAGUCGCCACUGUCAUUGCUCUUGGCCGCAUCCCUCCUCUGACGAAGAUCUCCAGUUCCAGCCAUGGCACAGCUCUCUCCAUAUCGCGCCCUUUGGCUCUGCGAUUUCAGCUACGAUCAGUCUCGAUUUUGGUGCAUUCAGUCUCGGUCUUUUCCUGA
This is a messenger RNA of Syzygium oleosum, 986 nucleotides long. RefSeq lists its product as uncharacterized. The record is from RefSeq and is a predicted model, not a curated record. NCBI's taxonomy places the organism in Eukaryota, Viridiplantae, Streptophyta, Magnoliopsida, Myrtales, Myrtaceae. The transcript has 2 exons. The coding region runs from base 24 to 986 and encodes 320 amino acids.